GCUGACUGGAGAGUCCCGGUGGCCCUCAAAUGCCUGCAGGGCCCGCUGCUUGACAGCGACAGAAAUCACCUUUUAAAAGAAGCAGAGAUAUUACACAAAGCCAGGUUUAGUUACAUUCUGCCGAUUUUGGGAAUUUGCAACGAGCCUGAAUUUCUGGGGAUAGUAACAGAAUACAUGACAAAUGGGUCAUUAAACCAGCUUUUACAUGGGAAAGAUGUAUAUCCUGAAAUACCCUGGUGCCUAAGAUUCCGCAUUCUUUAUGAAAUUGCUUUGGGAGUAAACUAUUUGCACAACAUGAAUCCUCCGUUGUUGCACCAUGACUUGAAAACCCAAAAUAUUUUGCUGGAUGAUGAGUUUCAUGUCAAGAUUGCAGAUUUUGGCAUGUCAAAAUGGCGUGUUAUAUCCAUGUCGCAAUCACGAAGUGAAACCUCUUUACCAGAAGGAGGCACUAUUAUCUACAUGCCACCUGAAGAUUACAAUCCCAGUCAGAAAACCCGUGCAAGUGUAAAACACGAUAUCUACAGUUAUGCAAUUAUUAUGUGGGAAGUGAUGUCAAGGAAACGGCCAUUUGAAGAAGUUAUAAACCCCUUGCAGAUAAUGUAUAGUGUGUCACAAGGACAGCGACUAGACUUAAGUGAAGAAAGUUUAUCAAUGGACAUUCCUCAUCGGGUGCUCAUUGUAAGAUUGAUAGCAAGUGGAUGGGCACAAAACCCAGAUGAAAGACCAUCAUUCUUGAAAUGUUUACUAGAGCUUGAGCCAGUCCUGCGAACAUUUGAUGAAAUAGCUAUGCUGGAAGCAGUAAUUCUGUUAAAGAGAUCAAAGUCCCAAUAUGAAUCACAGUGUAUUUAUAAGAGUGGGAAGAAAACAGAUGUGAAGCAGAUAUCACUAAAUAUACCUCUGAAUCCCCAGGAGGAAACAUGUUCUGCCUCCAUACAAUGUGAUGCACUUCCUCUUCGGAGCAUCUCUCCAGAUGUAUCAACAUUCAAGUCUGUUCCCAAGUGCAAUAUCCUCUCAUCAGAUGGAGAUUCUGAGGUUCUACACUCUCUCAGCAGUCAGAGCACAGAUGAAAAUACCUCUAUAACUCAAAGUGCCAAACUUAUUGUGCAUCCAUACAGUUCCUUUCCCUCAUCUGACAAGUGUAUUUCAGAUGCCUCAAAUUCUGCAUCAUACAUGCUACGGUCAUCACCAGUUCCUUCAGAUUUUGCUUCGGAAACCAUACAACAGAAUGUAGCUCAUCAAUGGAUACAAAGUAAAAGAGAAGAAAUUAUUGAUCAGAUGACUGAAGCAUGUUUGAAUCAGUCACUGGAUGCUCUUCUAUCAAGAUUUUUACUCAUGAAAGAAGACUAUGAACUUAUAAGCACCAAACCUACAAGGACAUCAAAAGUCCGACAACUUCUUGAUACCUCAGAUAGCCAAGGAGAGGAAUUUGCCAGAAUUAUAAUACAGAAGUUGAAAGAGAACAAACAGCUAGGACUUCAACCCUACCCAGACAUUGUAUCUAAUUCUCAAAGACUGCAUCUUUAA
Molecule: messenger RNA, 1524 nt
Organism: Chaetura pelagica (chimney swift)
Lineage: Eukaryota; Metazoa; Chordata; Aves; Apodiformes; Apodidae
Gene: RIPK2
Product: receptor-interacting serine-threonine kinase 2
Exons: 11
Coding region: 175-1524 (449 amino acids)
Biological process (GO): innate immune response; protein phosphorylation; positive regulation of canonical NF-kappaB signal transduction
Molecular function (GO): JUN kinase kinase kinase activity; ATP binding
Source: RefSeq, a predicted model, not a curated record